Papilio machaon (common yellow swallowtail) is the source of this 4708-nucleotide messenger RNA. RefSeq names its product NPC intracellular cholesterol transporter 1 (gene Npc1a). Bases 143 to 4120 code for a protein of 1325 amino acids. Lineage: Eukaryota; Metazoa; Arthropoda; Insecta; Lepidoptera; Papilionidae. Gene Ontology annotation, molecular function: lipid carrier activity. The transcript is spliced from 22 exons. The record is from RefSeq and is a predicted model, not a curated record. Gene Ontology annotation, cellular component: membrane.
UUGACGGGAAUAGGGUGUGUUUUAAGUUAUUUCGGAAAUUAGUGUUUCCCAGUGUCUCCUCCAUUGUUAUUCUUUUAUAGUGUAAUUAUGAUAUGACAAAAUACUUAAGUUGCAAAUAAAUAGUGAAUUUGAAUACUCCGCAAUGGCAGGUGUUCAUCCAAGAUAUUCGCGGAGAUUGCUUCAAGCCUUGAGUUACCUGUUUUUGAUAUCCUUUGCAGAAUAUAUACCUGGUUGUGCGGCUGAAGAUGGUCAUUGCGUGUGGUACGGCGUGUGCACACAGCAAGCGUUUACUAUAUACAACUGCGCCUACAACGGCACCGCACAGCCCAUAGACAAUGCAUCAAUGCCAAUCAUCCAGAAGUAUUGUCCGUCGAUCGCAGCUGGCGGCGUGGCAUGUUGCAACAUUGAGCAGUUGAAGAAUUUUGAAAGCAAGAUCGUGCAGGCUGAGAACUUGCUGGUGCGCUGCCCCGCCUGCUACGAGAACUUCCUGCAACACAUCUGUGGCAUGACAUGCGCUCCCGAUCAGAGCAAGUUCCUCAAGCCCGUCAGGACGUCACUUAACAAAGAUAAGAAGGAACAGAUCGAAGAGAUCGACUAUCAUCUCGGCGCGACUUAUAUGAACUCUACAUUUGAUUCAUGUCUUCAGGUACAAAUGCCUUCAAGCAACCAGCGCGCGUUAGAUCUGAUGUGCGGGUCAUGGGGCGCGGCGUACUGCACGCCGCAGCGGUGGUUCGACUUCAUGGGCGACGCGUCCACCGGCCUGGUGCCCUUUCAGAUUAACUACAUCUCGGGUGACGAGCCCGUUGACCAGUUUGUACCCUAUCAGCCUCCUACGAGAUCCUGCAGUGCCAGUAUCAAUGGCCAGCCGGGCUGCUCGUGCCUGGACUGCGCGGCGUCGUGUCCGGUGCCGCCGCCUCGUCCUCCGCCGCACCGCCCCUUCACCAUCAUGGGCACCGACGGCUACGCCUUCGUCAUGGCCAUCAUCUUCCUCAUCUUCUCAACGCUCUUCCUCAGCGGCGUCUACUGCUGCAAUCCCAACGAGAACCAAGUCGACGAUUGGGCGCGAGGCGGGGAGGACGUCCGCGGCGGCUCGGAGACCAGUCCGCUGCACAGCCACAGAUCUAGUGUAGCUUCAGAUACGAACCAAGAGAUGUCAACAAACCCGACUAGUGUAGGUUGGACAGCUGACCAGGCGGAUGGUGCUGCUGAUGCGACGUUCUUUGAGCGGCUCGGAGCAGAGACUGAGACCAGGCUGGAGGACUUCUUCCAGUGGUGGGGGUGCAUCAUGGCGUCCCGUCCUUGGAUUGUUUUGUUCCUUGGUCUAUGUUUCGUUGUUUCCCUCGGCUUCGGUAUAAAAUAUAUGCAAGUGACGACCAAUCCUGUAGAGCUCUGGGCUGCACCGAACUCCCGCUCGCGUAUGGAGAGAGACUACUUCGAUAGCCAUUUCGAACCGUUCUAUCGCACUGAGAUGCUCAUCAUCAGCUCGAAGGGUCUACCCAAGGUGGAGUACACGACCCCUUCGGGCACUGUGCUCGACUUCGGUCCGGUUUUCAACUCUACUUUCUUACUCGAUGUAUUGGAUCUGCAAGAGAGGAUCAUGGCUUUGGGUAAUGAGACGAAGUUAGAGGAUAUUUGCUUCGCUCCGCUGCAGUCUCAGUUCUCAGCGGCGACGACGUCAUCAGUUUGCGCCGUACAGUCUAUAUGGGGCUGGUGGGGGAACAGCCGAGACAACUUGCUAGAUAAUCUAGAAGAUAAUCAGUACCUGGACACCGUAUUAUCUUGUGCCAGCAACCCCUACCUGUGCUUGGCGCCGUAUGGUGGACCAGUACUGCCAGGAGUGGCCCUGGGCGGCUUCCUCGCUCCCGGAGAACCCCUCACCAGCACCUCGCGCUUCCACCAGGCAGAUGCUCUCAUCAUCACCAUACUGGUCAACAACAAACAUGAUACCAGUCAACUAAAACCGGCAUUGGAAUGGGAGAAGAAGUUCAUAGAGUUCAUGAAGAACUACACGGAGAAUGAGAUGCCUUCGUACAUGGACAUCGCGUACACGUCGGAGCGCUCCAUAGAGGACGAGCUGGACCGGGAGUCGCAGUCGGAUGUGUCAACUAUACUUGUCUCUUACUUCAUCAUGUUCGCGUACAUCGCCAUCUCGCUGGGACGCUUCACCACCUGCUCCAGGCUGCUCAUUGACAGCAAGGUCACCUUGGGACUGGGAGGCGUAUUAAUAGUACUGGCGUCUGUGGUGUGCUCCGUGGGUAUGUUUGGGUACGCGGGUGUGGCUGCCACACUCAUCAUCGUCGAGGUUAUACCCUUCCUCGUGCUGGCGGUGGGUGUUGACAACAUCUUCAUCCUGGUGCAGACCAGCCAGCGAGAGCCGCGACGACCUAAUGAGACCGUCGCUGAACACAUCGGCAGGACUCUGGGUCAGGUUGGACCGUCCAUGUUCCUGACAUCGGUGUCAGAGUCUGUGUGCUUCUUCUUGGGAGCGCUGAGUGAUAUGCCGGCGGUGAGAGCCUUCGCGCUGUACGCUGGUGCUGCUCUGCUCGUAGACUUCCUGCUGCAGGUCACCUGCUUCGUGGCCCUGCUCGCUAUUGAUACACAUCGACAGAAUGCCAACAGGUUCGACGUGUUGUGUUGUCUGAGCGGCAGCAAGGCGGAGGGCGCUGUGGGCGCGGGCGAGGGCGCGCUGUACAAACUGUUCCAACACGCCUACGUACCCUUCCUGAUGCGGCGUGAGGUGCGCGCCACCGUCAUGAUAGUCUUCUUCGCCUGGCUCUGCUCAUCUGUUGCGGUGGCGCCACACAUAGAGAUAGGACUGGACCAGGAGCUGUCGAUGCCGCAGGACAGCUUCCAGCUGAAGUACUUCCAGCAUCUCAACAAGUACCUCAACAUUGGACCUCCGGUCUACUUUGUCCUGAUGGAUGGUCUAGACUUCUCGCGCAGAGACGCUCAGAAUAUGGUCUGCGGCACUCGCUUCUGUAACUCUGACAGUCUUUCCAUGCAGUUGUAUGGAGCAUACCUGUCAUCGAACGAGACGUACCUGGCGCAGGCUCCAAACUCCUGGCUGGAUGACUUCUUCGACUGGUCCGCCUCACCUGACUGCUGCCGCUACUUCCCCGCCAACUCCAGCUUCUGUCCCAACUCUUAUACCAGUUGCAAAAGAUGUAAUAUACCAUUAGAAGGUCCCGAACAACGUCCAAAUGCGUCAAACUUUGAACACUAUGUGCCAUUCUUUUUACAAGAUAACCCAACACCAUCGUGUCCUAAAGGAGGGCAUGCGGCUUAUUCACAAGCAGUUAAUUAUAAAUAUAAAAAUAAAACUAAAAUCGGUGCAACUUUCUAUCAAGGAUACCACACAGUAUUGAAAACUAGUUAUGAUUAUUAUUCAGCUUUAAGAUCUGCUAGAACUGUGGCAGCUAAUUUAACAGAGACAAUGAAUAGACAUUUGAAGUCUAUGAAUGAAACAACGACAGUGAAUGUCUUCCCUUAUUCUGUUUUCUAUGUGUUUUAUGAACAAUAUCUGACGAUGUGGCCCGAUACAUUGAAAAGUAUGGGCAUUUCUGUACUAUCUAUAUUUAUUGUUACGUUCAUAUUGAUGGGCUUUGAUUUGUUCUCGGCAUUGGUUGUGGUGAUAACUAUAACAAUGAUAGUUGUGAACAUCGGCGGGCUCAUGUACUGGUGGGGGAUCAGUCUCAAUGCUGUCUCAUUAGUCAACUUGGUGAUGGCUGUGGGUAUAGCGGUGGAGUUCUGCUCGCACUUGGUGCACAGCUUCAGCGUGUCGGCGGGAGGUUCUCGUGAGGAGCGCGCGGCCGCAGCACUCACACGUAUGGGCUCCUCAGUGCUCUCCGGCAUCACGCUCACCAAGUUCGGCGGCAUCAUCGUCCUCGCCACCGCCAAGAGCCAGAUCUUCCAGGUGUUCUACUUCCGAAUGUACCUCGGCAUUGUGCUGUUUGGUGCGGCGCAUGGCCUCAUCUUCCUGCCCGUCAUGCUCAGCUAUAUCGGCAUAACCCGUCGUCGGGGACGCUGGCGGGUGUCAGGACGCGGCCGCGCCUACGGCAGUCUAGACAACCAGCCGGAGCCCCACGCCUCCAGCUCAGAGCCCCUCACCAACGAGAUGUAGCGCCAUCUAUCGUAAGACCUUGCGAUCGCGAUUCGUAAUCACAUUGUCCAUCCAAUAUACGAGUAGUUCGCACAUCUUCUUGAUACUUGCAAAGAACUUUGUCAAAUGCAAUUUAUGUAUUAUAAUUCGUUUUUAAAAAUUAGCAUAAAUAGUGUUUUGGAUAAAAGAUUGUUAGUAAUGAUGUAAAUUCGAAUGUAACGAAAUGAUUUGUACUUUAAGAACAACGAAAUGAUACGAGCAACGUACUUACUUAUAGAAUGCAAAUAAGCAGAGUUAUGAAAAGAUUUUACUAUAAGCUUUGUUAUAUCUAAGGUACAUUAUCUAAAGAAUUAAGAAAUAAGAUAUUAUUUAAAUUGUAUUAGCAUAUUGAGGUGAAAAGAGGAUUACGAAUCGCGACAUUAGUGAAAACAAGAAACUAAAAGCAAGUGGACAAUGUGGUAUUGGCAGCAACACAGCUAGUGGACUGUUACGGUGUAGUGUAGUUUAUUGUGGUAAUUGACUUGUUUGUCUCGUUUCAAACAUUUAAGGUUACAAGCUUAAAAAAUUAAAAGUAUUAUAAGAUGGUUGAUCUUUAUAGAAAAAUUCCCG